Messenger RNA from Dentiscutata erythropus, 160 nucleotides. NCBI's taxonomy places the organism in Eukaryota, Fungi, Glomeromycota, Glomeromycetes, Diversisporales, Gigasporaceae. The record is from the annotation of a GenBank genome assembly.
AUGGCAACUGUCCGAAAAACUAGAAAACCCAAAACUAAUAGCUUUACCUCCAUUUUGGAUCAGGUCAUCAAUAAAUAUAACCUAUCGGCUGAAUCAAACCCGCUUCAAUUACGUGCUCAUGCUGAUGAGCUUAGUACUAUGCUACCGGAUUGGAAGGCUC